UGUGUGAUUCUGCACAAAGUCUGUGCAGUCACUGGCACUGUGCUUGCAGCAGAAAUAUUGGAGGAAUACGCGCUAAUUCUAGCUGAAAGAUAUUUGUUUACAGAAAGGCAUGCAUAUUAAUAUACGCUUAUUAUUAUCGCUACACACUGUAGAUAUGUAAAUAAGGUAGAAUAGUUGUCGAUAGACGAAUAUCAAAUAGGUCGAAGACCAAUGCAAGAAGACUGCUAGCCAGGAAGCUAGCUAGCUAACGGUUACGUUAGUUUGUAGCUAGCUUGCCAUUUUCAACCAGUGGCCAGCUAGUCAAGUUAGCCAUGCUAAUUGGACCCUGCAGGGUUGCACUGAGAGCUUGAUGUGACAGACUGCAUUAUUAGGGGAGCCCUGCAAGACUUCCAAGGAAACCCACUAACCAAAGCAGGUGCAUCACUCAGUUAACCUCACACAUAGUAUUGUACCUGCAGACACAGUGGAUACAACUUUAUUACCUCUAAGCAGCCCGAUGAGUGUUUAAGGGGAGGCACCCGGCCCGCAGUGGCCCAUGCUCCGUACCCACUUCCCUCCCUGCCUUCCCUCCCCUUCAAGCUGAUUCAGAGCCGACAGACACUCUCCCGGCACCACCUCCCCACCCACUCCGUCCCUCAUCCUCAGGCCAUGGCUGCGGGCACGGAGACGGUGCACUACAUCCACCUGCACAACUCCAGCCAGUCUGUUCUGGAGGCUUUACGGACGCAGCGGCGUGAAGGCCUCUUCUGCGACGUGACGGUGCGCAUACAUGACGCCUCGCUGCGUGCCCACGCCUGCGUGCUGGCCGCUGGCAGCCCCUUCUUCCAGGACAAGCUGCUGCUGGGCCACUCUGAGAUCUCGGUGCCGCCGCUGGUCCCUGCUGAGACGGUGAAGCAGCUGGUGGAUUUUAUGUACAGCGGCUCGCUAGUGGUGGUGCAGUCGCAGGCCCUCUGCAUCCUCACCGCUGCCAGCAUCCUGCAGAUUAAGACGGUCAUCGACGAGUGCACCCAGAUCAUCUCCCAGAGGAAGGUGGCUGCUGCGGCAGCAGCCGCAGCAAGUGGAGGUGGAGGGGGGAUGACAGUUGGAGUCCUGCCCAAGCAGGAGGAGCGGGGAGGGGGUAAAGGUAGGGACAGCGGUGGUGGUUGUAUUGGUGGUGGUGGCGGAGUCAGCGGUGGUGGGGGUUACCAGAGCUUCUCGAACUUCACCUUAGGGGACUGCGGAGCGAGCAACAUGGUCACAGGCCUGGGCGGAUCUAACUUGAGCGUUAAUGUUAGCGAGAGUGGCCCAGGAGGCGCCCUGGAGCAGGCUAACCCAGUGGGGCUGAUGGCUCUAGCUGACAUGGGCAGCCCCGGGGCCCUGUGUGGGGCUGACGGGCUGAGCUCAGGGGCCGGCGGAGUCCUCAUGAAGAACUCAAGUUGCACACAGGAUGUGAGGUACAAGCUGAGAGACCUGCUAGCGGCAACCGCUAACGGCGCCAAUGCCGGAAGCUCAGGGAAUCUCUCAGUCGGCUGCAGCUCUGGUGUCAGCAGCGUGGACAGCAUUGGCCGGGACAGUAUCCGCAGCAAUGCGGCUGACCUCUCGGAGGAGCUUGUGGGGAUGGACAGAUACUGCGAGGCGGAGGAGAUGGAUGGACAUCACAGAGGGAGAGACUUGGACAGGGACAGAGGGGCAGGAGGACACAGCCGCAAGCAGAGGCAGCCACUCAGGCUUCAGGUUCUUGUAGGAGAGGAAGUGGUGGUGAAGGAUGAAGGAGUGCAGGAGCCGGAUGGAGGGGUCUUCGGCUUGGAGGAGGGAAGACGAGUUGAAGGGCAGGAGGGCACACAGGAAUCCAUGGCAACCUUCGGCCAGGAGGGUGUAUUCUAUGAUGAGGCUGGAGUUUUCUCCCCCGAGGCUUUCUGGCCCCAGAACGAGCCGGCUCAGACCAUGUCCUUCAACCCCAGAGGAAGAGGAAACAAGCCACUGUCUCCCCCUACCUCUUCACAGUCCAUCAACAAUCAGCUACUUUUUCAGUACCCAGUCAGCCAAUCACAGCCAUCAGCCUCAUUCUUUGUGGGCGGACCGAUGGUUAUUGACAGCAUGGCAGGAACGGAGCACAGCCAACAAGCUCCGCCCCCGGCACCAAUGACCCCUGUUCUGUCAACCUGUGGCACGCCAGGCCCCUCCCCUUCCUCCCAGGGAUCUGAGACGUCCUUCGACUGCACUCACUGUGGGAAAUCGUUACGUUCCAGGAAGAACUACAGCAAGCACAUGUUCAUACACUCCGGUCAAAAGCCUCAUCAGUGCAGCAUCUGCUGGCGCUCCUUCUCCCUGCGCGACUACCUCCUCAAGCACAUGGUGGUGCACACGGGCGUGCGCGCCUUCCAGUGCUCUGUGUGCGGCAAGCGCUUCACACAGAAGAGCUCACUCAACGUGCACAUGCGCACGCACCGGGCCGAGCGCACCUUCCAGUGCACCGUGUGCCACCGGGCAUUCACCCACCGCACCCUGCUGGAGCGCCACGCCCUGCAACACACCCACCAUGGGGCCACCCAGGGCCAAGGGCAGGGACAGGGCCUCCAGCAGACCCCUAAACACAGCCCUCCAGCCCUGGCAGGGCCCUCGGGCAUGUGCGGCUCAGCUGGGAUGGGCGGCACCAUGGCCAACAUGCCCAGCCACGGGCCGCCCUCCUAGAAGGAGAGAGAGGGGGAGGAGGGCCCAAUCCCAAACUGAUCCGUCACCCCUAUCCUGGAGCCAUUUUCUGAUCUGAGAGGAUUGCUAGGUAUGAGCAACAUGGUGGAUACUCCAUCUAGACCUAUUGGAGGCUGGAUGAGGUUUGUGCCAUAUUUCUCACACCUAUGAAGCCCUUGCCGAUAUGCAAGAGGGAGUUGCCAAUAAUGGAAAAAAAGGGGAGAUCACUGGUUUGGGAUUGGGGAAGAAAAGGGAGAGAGAGGCAGAAAGCUGUUGGAGACUAAUUGCAGGAGAUUGAGGGGAGGAAAUGUAGGAGGGCUGAGAAACAGAGACAGAAAAGGGGGAGGGAGAGAAAGCAAAAAAGGAGAACAAGCUACGACUAGAAAAAGAGUGCAGGGUGAUGAACCGAUGAAGAAGAGAGCAAAUGAAUCUAUGAGAGUUACCAUCAUACAUCAAGACGACAUAGGAACGAUAUUACAUGCAGGAGGCACUGGGCGACCCAGGAUCAUAUACCUCGAAACAGGAAGAGACAGGAAAUGAAUUAAGGACACAACUUUUAUUUUGAAAUGUGACAAACGUUUCAGCAUGUUGUACACACCUCAAAGAAUACCUCGGCGGUCCAAAGACAGGCAUUAUGCUACACAUGUUUAAUAGCUACAUCAAACAGCAAAACAGUGGGAACUAAAGCUACCUGAAAUCUCUUCCUUUUAAAACCGUACAAUUACUUUUUUUUACAUAAUAUUCCUUUACAUUGUCGAUAUGAGUUUAUUUGUCGCUCAUUUGUGAUUUAUUGAUGA
Salmo salar (Atlantic salmon) is the source of this 3464-nucleotide messenger RNA. RefSeq lists its product as uncharacterized. Lineage: Eukaryota; Metazoa; Chordata; Actinopteri; Salmoniformes; Salmonidae. Gene Ontology annotation, molecular function: DNA-binding transcription factor activity, RNA polymerase II-specific; protein binding; RNA polymerase II cis-regulatory region sequence-specific DNA binding. Gene Ontology annotation, biological process: regulation of transcription by RNA polymerase II. The record is from RefSeq and is a predicted model, not a curated record.